Sorex fumeus (smoky shrew) is the source of this 1160-nucleotide messenger RNA. RefSeq names its product endonuclease G (gene ENDOG). Gene Ontology annotation, molecular function: metal ion binding; nucleic acid binding; RNA endonuclease activity. The record is from RefSeq and is a predicted model, not a curated record. Lineage: Eukaryota; Metazoa; Chordata; Mammalia; Eulipotyphla; Soricidae. The coding region runs from base 209 to 1105 and encodes 298 amino acids. The transcript has 3 exons. Gene Ontology annotation, biological process: apoptotic DNA fragmentation. Gene Ontology annotation, cellular component: mitochondrial inner membrane; nucleus.
UCACCCGCCCUUCGGAGGCCCGGACGCCCCCGCGCCUUGCUCCGCGCCCCCCGGGCCCCGUCCCCGCGGCGCGAGCCCCGUGCCCCCGCCCCCGACGCGGACAGCGCGGCCCCUUUAAGGGCCCGGCGGCGCGGACGCCCGGGGUCGCGGCGGUGCUGGGCUCGCGGCGCCUCGGUGCUCCCGGGUGCUGGCGGGCCGCUCGGUCACCAUGCGGGCGCUGCGCGGCCGGGUGGCGCUGGCGCUGGCGGUGGGCGCGGGGCUGGGCGCGGCGGCCGAGGGCUGGCGGCGGCGGCGCGGGGAGGACGCGCGGGCCGAGGGGCUGCUGCGGCGGCUGCCCGUGCUGCCCGUGGCGGCGGCGGCGUCCGGCGUGCCCGCGCUGCCCGGGGCCCCGGCCGGCGAGCUGGCCAAGUACGGGCUGCCGGGGCUGGCGCAGCUCAAGAGCCGCGACUCGUACGUGCUCUGCUACGACCCGCGCACCCGCGGCGCGCUCUGGGUGCUGGAGCAGCUGCGGCCCGAGCGGCUGCGCGGCGACGGCGACCGGCGCGCCUGCGACUUCCGCGAGGACGACUCGGUGCACGCCUACCACCGCGCCACCAACGCCGACUACCGCGGCAGCGGCUUCGACCGCGGCCACCUGGCCGCCGCCGCCAACCACCGCUGGAGCCAGAAGGCCAUGGACGACACCUUCUACCUGAGCAACGUGGCGCCCCAGGUGCCCCACCUCAACCAGAACGCCUGGAACAACCUGGAAAAGUACAGCCGCAGCCUGACCCGCAACUACCAGAACGUCUAUGUCUGCACGGGGCCGCUGUUCCUGCCCAGGACGGAGGCUGAUGGCAAGUCCUACGUGAAAUACCAAGUCAUCGGCAAGAACCACGUGGCAGUGCCCACACACUUCUUCAAAGUCCUCAUUCUGGAGUCGGCAGGCGGGCAGAUCGAGCUCCGCUCCUACGUGAUGCCCAAUGCGCCCGUGGAUGAGACCACCCCGCUGGAACGCUUCCUGGUGCCCAUCGAGAGCAUCGAGCGGGCAUCUGGGCUGCUCUUCGUGCCAAACAUCCUGGCACGGGCAGGCAACCUGAAGGCCAUCACCGCGGGCAGCAAGUGAGGGCUGUGCCGGCCCAACCAGGAACUGAGAGGACAUUAAAGGUGGCCGCUUCUCA